AUGUCCGACGCUCCAGAGUCUACGAUCUCUCUGAAAGUCGAGUUCGGUGGCGGGCUUGAGCUUCUUUUCUCCAACCAGCGCACCCACAACAUCUCGCUUCCCGCUCAGGUCCCCAUUUCUGCGACGGGUGGUGAGGGGAACAAAGGCACUAAAUCCGUGGAUAUCGCGUAUUUGAUUCUGUGGUUGCGAGAUAAUCUCCUCAAGGAGCGAGAAGAGCUAUUCGUGGAGAACGGAACUGUGCGUCCUGGUGUGCUGGUGCUGGUUAACGACACUGACUGGGAAUUGGAGGGCGAAGGAGAAUAUGGGCUAAAGCAUGGAGACGAGAUUGUGUUCAUAUCGACUCUUCACGGAGGAUAA
Messenger RNA from Sparassis crispa, 357 nucleotides. Its product is annotated as Ubiquitin-related modifier 1. The record is from RefSeq and is a predicted model, not a curated record. The transcript has 2 exons. Gene Ontology annotation, biological process: tRNA thio-modification; protein urmylation. NCBI's taxonomy places the organism in Eukaryota, Fungi, Basidiomycota, Agaricomycetes, Polyporales, Sparassidaceae. Gene Ontology annotation, cellular component: cytoplasm; nucleus. Gene Ontology annotation, molecular function: protein tag activity. The coding region runs from base 1 to 357 and encodes 118 amino acids.